GGGGCGGAGGCCAGUUGACUUCGAUCCGCCGAGCGCGACGUUACUGGCUCCAAGUACCGUGUUGCUCGCUUCUAACAACACUCAUUGCGCCCGAAAACCCACUUCGUUCUUCGCUGCCACGAAUCAACGGAUCAAGUUCGACGAUGUUUCUCGCGAGUGCAACAAGCUCGCGAUAAUAGAAACAUCCGUGCACUGUGUAGUGUGUGUGAACGCGUUCGUGACCGAGAAUCCUCGACACACAGAACGAAACAGAAAGCGAACUAAAUAAAUGAAAAUAUAGACACACCAGUGAUUGGAAUUAGCCGAAUUGGAAAACAACGGGACGUUCAAUCGGACCAGUCUCUCUCCGGUCUGUCUCUUUCGUGCGCUCCGGUGGGUUUGGUUCGAUCGAUAAAUACUCGGGGUGCGUGUACCGUGCACCGCGACGUCCAGCAGGCAGAUAACCGGGCAAGGUGUUUGCGUGAUCGAAUUAAUCGACGACCCACAUUUCGUCCACCUUAUUUUUUCCCCGUAACGAUCGAGUACACCGAAUCGACCGGUGGUUCGAACGGAGAGAAAUUGGGCGAGAGAAGUUGAACUCGCAGACAUGAAAGCGAUGGUGGUGAGCCCCGUGGGCGGCAGAGUGCCGCCGAGCCGCGGUGUCCUGCACAGUGGUCUCGGGAUCAACGGGACUCGUCGCGAUCUCGAAGCGGAAGAAGUAGCCGCCUACCUGACGAAACUGAGGUCCUUGGUCCCCGACAUGCCCAGGAAGCGGAAGCUCUCGAAACUAGAGGUGAUCCAGAGGGUGAUCGAAUACAUCUGCGAUCUCCAGACCACCCUCGAGGAGACGAACGUCCAUCACGAGUCCAGUAUCGCUAAGACGAGCCCUCGGCAGCCCCUCCAGCCGCUGUUGAACGCCACGACGUCCGUCCCGACGUCGACGACGUCGACGACCACCACGAUGACCGGGCUGGUCGCGGAACGGUGACCUGCGUCGGCGGACGAGCUACACCAGUAAGGUCCAGGUCGCUCGAGCUUCUCCUCGAGGGCUGACGUGUGCUGACCACCGGGUCUCAACGUCGCUCGAGCCCGUUCUUCGAGUCUUCUUCGAGGGAAACCCAUUCUUCUCGCCGCGUUCCAGGACAGAGUUGCGUUCGGCAUUGUACAGAGCCCUCUAGGACCGGGACAAGCUUCUGGCGGGGGUGUAUUGUGAAAACGGAAAGGAAAGGGAAUGGAUUUUUAGGUGUUCGGACUAGUGGGCAUCCGGGGGUGCGUUCGACACCCGAAGCACACCUGAAAAGAAAGCAAGAACGAAGAAAAAGGAAGAAGAAGAAGAAGAAGAAGAAGAAGAAGAAGAAGAAGAAGAAGAAUUGUAAAGCUGGCCUCUCGCGGCCGAUCGAGCUUCUUUCUUCGUAGAAAGAUGUAAAUACUUGUACAUAAACUCGCCGCAUUCCUCGCACGACCUCUCUCAUCGUAAUCGACUCACUUCUACGUCCGCUGUUCCUUGAAUACCUCCUCCUCCCCCUCCACUUGAUCCUUGUAAUCCUCUGCGACAUCCAAGAUCCUGGGUGGAGAUCGGCGCCGGAUUGGAAAACGCGUAGACUCCUGGGGCUACGAUCGAAGGCACAUUUCUAGAAGUAAAGAGACAGUUGGAAAGAAUUGAAUUUAUUUUUACAAGGUUGCUUGUCUGUUUAAAUCGAGGACUCAGGGAUUCUUUGGUUUCUCGAGCUGUAUAGAGGUCGUGCUUUUGUUAAGUACGUUUUAGCACGCGCGAUUAGGUGUACCCAGGUGACAGUAAUUAUUAGACGGAUCUAAUACAUCCGCGGAUCUUUAUGCAUUUACAGAAAAUUUGAGCGUGCAAGAAUAUAAAAAGUAUCGAGAGUAAAGUUGAUAUUAUAAUAUUUGCAGAGCAAAAUAAAUUCCUAUUUAGGUUCAAUUUUUUUUAGACACGUUUGCCAAGAUUUUAUUUCGCAUAAAGAUCCGCAGUCUAGUAUUAGGUUGUCCCAAAAGUUUCGUUCGCUUUAUUAAUAAGUAUUGGGCUGUCUGGAAAGUCCAUGCCGAUUUUUAGUAGGCGGUACAGGUCUGAAUAUAUCGAAAUGAUUGAAAACAAAUAACAUAUAUAUACAUCCCUUAAAAGGUGCAAAGGUUGUGGAACAAAAUGGUACAUAUAUAAUUCAAUAAAUAUGCAUCAAUAUUCAAAUAUGCCUUUGAUUUUUUCUUUAAAAUAGGCAUGAAUCUUUCCGCACAACCCAAUAAUACACGCACAAUAGUUUAUGUUUUAUGUUACAUUACUGAAUUGUGCACGAUUCAUUUUGCUCCAUUACUGUUACAACAUGAAUAUCUAUGAGCUUAGAUUGUCUAUUUAUAUAAACACGACCACAUAAAAUAAUUGAGUGCAACUCGCGAAAGAAACUUUUGGGACAACCUAAUAAUUAUGUACAUCUAAGAUUUUUCUUUUGUACGUGUACCGAUUAUAAGUAGAUUUCAACGACGUGACGGUAUAGGAGUAUUAGCAUGCGAACGUUACCCGAAAAAAGUACAAGGUGUCGAUGAUCGAUGAUACUCCUCGAGAAACCAAAGAUCCUUGUCUUGAUCAUUAAUCUCGAGGAAAACGAAGUACGUUAACAAUGCCGAUUAUCCGAUCCGUUGAAAAUGUUCUUUGUACGUAGAUACAGUUUCUUUUUUUUUCAGCUGCAGUCAUUAUUUAGUAUUACCUAUGUUUACGAGCGAAAACAAAUUACGAAGAAAAUUAUUUUCUUGGAAGAACAGUUCGAAAAUGUAGCGACGUAAAUGUGAAUCUAAAUGUAGAAAAUCCGACGCGAAACUUCCUUCCGAAAUGCGUAGUACGGAAAUAAUUUUAUUAUGGAUCAAAUAACC
This is a messenger RNA of Hylaeus anthracinus, 2856 nucleotides long. Its product is annotated as DNA-binding protein inhibitor ID-2-like. Bases 587 to 967 code for a protein of 126 amino acids. Lineage: Eukaryota; Metazoa; Arthropoda; Insecta; Hymenoptera; Colletidae. The transcript has a single exon. The record is from RefSeq and is a predicted model, not a curated record. Gene Ontology annotation, biological process: circadian regulation of gene expression; cell differentiation; negative regulation of transcription by RNA polymerase II. Gene Ontology annotation, cellular component: cytoplasm; nucleus. Gene Ontology annotation, molecular function: transcription regulator activity; protein dimerization activity.